AUGGGAAUGAGCUUCAUUUUAGACGGCAUUAAUUCGUGUCUUUUGCGCUCUUGUCCGAAUUCCUCAUACUACAAGGAGCCUGGUGAUUUAUUCAGUUGUACCUCGAAAGCCUUGUUGGAUGUGGUACCAACCGUUAAGCUUUCUUUUUACUGGCAAGAUGGGGUUUUCAAGUGUGCAAGGUUGAGAAAGGGUGUGCCAAGAGAUCCUGUUACUAGAGCCAAGUUUCCCCUUUACACUUUGACUAUAAUUCCGCUUAACUAUAGUCAGAAUGCUCGUAAGUAUCUGGUGUAUGUGCCGGCGCAUCUUGAAAAGAAUCGUCCACAGCUUCAUUUCAUUUCUAUUCCUUUGAUAGAGCAGCCGUUACCGUCACCACAUCAAAAUGAAGAGCCUGCUGCAGAGAAACUCAGCACUAUAUUGAAAAGCAUCUUUAUGGUCGAUACGUUUACUUUUGAUCUGCCGUCCGACUCAAAGAUACUUGAGAAAUCUGAUCGGGAAAGAAAGUACUACAAAGAGGAGUGUUGCAAGAUUUUUCAAGAGUGUCUUAUCGUCUGA
Messenger RNA from Lachancea sp. 'fantastica', 552 nucleotides. NCBI's taxonomy places the organism in Eukaryota, Fungi, Ascomycota, Saccharomycetes, Saccharomycetales, Saccharomycetaceae. The record is from the annotation of a GenBank genome assembly.